Molecule: messenger RNA, 1716 nt
Organism: Fusarium venenatum
Lineage: Eukaryota; Fungi; Ascomycota; Sordariomycetes; Hypocreales; Nectriaceae
Source: RefSeq, a predicted model, not a curated record
AUGGACCCCGGAACAGCCCUAGCUGUGGUAACGCUUUCUUUCGACCUCUUUGCCAGCUGCGUUAAAGGGUUUGCAUUGAUAACUGACGCUCGAAACAUCGGAAAGGACGCAGCCAUUGAACGAACGAAGCUCGUGCUUCAAGAAUAUCGACUCAUCGAGUGGGCUAGGGCAAUGGGCCUUGGGUCCCCCAAACACGAUGCAUCAACAAGGUCUAACCAGCACGCUGCUGCUGUCGUUCUUUCCCAGCUAGAGCAGCUUCUCUCCUCAGCAGAAGCUUUGAAAAAGCGCUACAAGUUGGAACUCGUGUCUAUGCAGGAUGAAGUGGAUGAGUUAGUCCCUGCUGAAACGACAGUCACCCCAGGCAACUCAACUUCGUCAAUCAUCUCGAAUAUUGUAUCAUUGGAGACUCGCCAGGCAAUUCUAGAUCGUUCGUCAAAAGUCAGCACGGCGAAUCGGUUCCCAAAGCGUCUCUGGUGGGCCGCCGUCGACAAGAAAAGGUAUGCAGAGCUGGUGAGAGAUGUUACUAGCCUUGUUGAUGGGCUUUGGUCACUCUUGGAUGUUUCUCACCGGCUCCAAACCUCUCGUGCCGUCAACCAGACCCUUCAACUUGUGAUCCAAACGAGCAAAGACAUUGAGGGUCUUCAGGAUCUCCAGAAAUCUCUCCACAACUCGGCCACAGAUGCUGACAUGAACAACACCCUCGCUGCUUCGGCAGGUCUGAAGGCACGACAUAUUUCUCUCACAUCUUGUGACAAGCAUGCACGGCACGUAGAGCCCACCGAUGAUGGGAACAGCCGUGUAGCACCAACACGUAAUCCGUUGGUUCUGGACCAUUCCGAACUGACUGGGAUUGACAUGCUGUCAUCUACCAUCGGAUCGGCUCUAUACCAGGAAGCCAUAGUGCUGAUAGAAGAGAAGCGCGUACAGUCGAACAUGAAAAUGAAGCUAAAACCACGUGUCGAAGCUCUUGUACUUCUACUCUCUCAACCUCCUACGUCAUCCUUUCAGACAUUCCCAUGCCUGGGAUACACUGAAGAGCAAGGGGGCUUCCGGUUGGUGUUUCAAUUUCCUUCCAGCAUUGAGAAGCCCCGUUCCCUUCUCAGCGCAUUAUCAAGAUCCAACGGGCCAUUGCCAGAUGCUGGCACACGUCUUGGUUUAGCUGUACAGGUUUGCCAGGCACUCCUCAGCUUCCACACCGCCGGCUGGCUCCAUAAAGACGUCCGGUCUGAGAACAUUCUACUCGUCUCUCCACGGUCCACUCAGUCGACUGACCAUCUAGGUCGACCAUAUCUCUGUGGCUUCUCCUUUGCACGACAAGGUUCGCCGACUGAAAUCAGCGAACAACCGUCUACCAACCCCUUAAGGGACAUCUAUCGGCAUGCCAAAGCUCUAGGAGAACCUUGUGAGAGCUUCGAGCGCUACAUGGACGCAUACUCUCUCGGCUGUAUUCUGAUUGAGAUCGCAGAAUGGACGCCCCUUCGAAAGAUAGUAAAGAAGCGCAUCGACACUAGUGGUAGCAUCGACGUGAAAUUAAGUGAUAUUGCAGUUUUAUCACAGUGGAUGCAUAGGCGAUAUAUUACUGAGGGAGUUGCAGCAUUUCGACUUGGGACUGCGUUCAUGAAGAUGCUUUCUCUGUGCAUUCCAGCCGGAGAUGAAAAGCCAGAUUUGGCCGAUUUCUAUUCUGCGCUUGAAGGCAUGACCGCCUGUAACAUUUGA